GCUCGUCAGUCCUUCCUACUCGUUCCUUUCUUCUCAGCCUACUGCCAAUCUAUUUUUACUAUUCCCCACUCUGGGUCCCACUCUCUCCCACUCACCUGAGGUUGGGGUACCGUCCCCUCCCAAAACAGGCGUAGCAGGAACUGAAGUGAUGCCAACCCUCUGGAAAUGUGGAGACUUUUAAUUUUAAGCACUUUCUGUCAAGAUCUUAGACCAAAGAGGAGAUAAUUCAGUUUUAAGUGUUUUUUCUGUCAUUUGGGUUGGUUUUUGUUAUUUUUUUUUUACCUGCCAUGGCAUGUGGAGUACCUGGGAAAUCCUUGACUAUGGAAGACCAAAGAUAAGUGCUCCAUCUGUGUGAGACUCUAAAUCCAGUGGGAAUCUAGAUGCUGUUCGGUGACGGACUCCAACCGUGACAUGGCUGCUGUGUAGAAACCUGCUCCAGCCAGCGAUGGUUAGGGAUCGUGUCGUCACCUGUCCACCCUCGGACUAGACGCCUGCAGGGUGCCGAGCGAAGUGAUCCCUUCAGAUCAGACGCUCUGUCGACGCUCUGUUCAUCAUAAACUCUCCCCCCCGCCCUCGUUCUGAAGAAAAACAAGAGCUUUGUGAAAACAUGGAAGAUCACAGAGAUUCUCGCCAUCUGCAGAGUCUGGCCUACCACCCCCGAUGGGACCACAACUUGAUAAAAGGGAAGAGAAAAAGAGAUGUAUGGACACCGGGUAGUUUUAGUCCCUCUGAAUCAUUAUCAGCAGCAUCAACGUUGUCAUUCAGGUCCUUGUUGUCAAAGCCGCGGUUGCCAUCGUCCUCCGAGCAGCGGAUCAGCAGCUGGAGGGGGAACUGUUUUUUUCUGUUUUUACUCAUGAUCUCAUUUUUACCCUGCCGAGCCUGGGCGACCACCUUCAAAGUAGCCCUGGUGGGACCCUGGACGUGUGACCUCUUGUACUCCAGAGCCCUCCCGGAUCUGGCAGCCCGGCUCGCCACCAGCCGCAUCAACAAAAACCCCUACCUCAACAAGGGCUACUGGUACGACUACACCCUGAUCAACGAGGACUGCAAGUCGUCCCGUGCCCUGGCCCGCUUCGCUGAUCUGGAGGGUUAUGGCUCUGCGUUUCUGGGCCCAGCCAACCCGGGCUACUGCUCCUCGGCCGCUAUGUACGCAAAGGAGUGGGACGUGGGGCUUCUCUCGUGGGGUUGCCUCAAGCCGCACAUGAGAGAGGGUGAGAUGUACUCCUCCUUCCUGAGGCCACUGCCGCUGUCCUCCAGCGUGCUCUUCACCGUGCUGCGGUUCUUUCGCUGGGCCCACGUGGCCAUCAUCUCGGAGGAGACGGAUGUGUGGGAGGCCACGGGGCUGGAGUUGGCGUCCUCCCUGAGGGCCCUCGGCCUGCCCGUCAACCCCGUGGUGACCAUGGAGACGGACAAGGACGGACCUCGCAGGGCUCUGACGAGAGUGAGGGAGGCGGACCGGGUCAGAGUCAUCAUCAUGUGCAUGCCUUCCGCCCUGAUCGGUGGAGAAGCCCAGUACCAGCUCCUGACGACGGCCUUAUCUCUGCGGAUGAUCGACCGGGGAUACGUGUUCAUCCCUUACGACACACUUCUGUACUCACUUCCCUACAAAGACGCGCCCUACUACCAGCUGGGAAACGACUCCAAGCUCCGGAGAGCCUACGACGGCGUCCUCACCAUCACCAUGGACUCUGGGGAGCGCAACUUCUACGAGGCCUUCAGAGAAGCUCAGAACAGCUACGAGAUACGCAGCAGCACCCCGCCGGAGAGGGUGUCUCCUUUCUUUGGCACCAUCUACAACAUGAUCUACUACAUCGCCAUGGCUGUUGAGCAAGCUCGUGCCAACGGAGGCCGCUGGGUAACCGGCAACGUCUUGAGCGAGAACGAAGGCGGCUUCAAAUUCGAAGGAUUUAAUCAGCCGCUGCAGGCCGGACGCGCCGGAGAAGGGAUGCAGGCCAACUUUGUGGUCUUGGACUACAGCGGCAUGGGGAACUUCCUCUACUCCACGCAUUCCCUGCACGCUGGUCACACCAACGGCAAGGCCGGCGGCCUGAAGUACCUCGGCCGGUCCAUCCACUUCGCAGGCAGCACUCCCUACAAAGACUCCACUUGCUGGUUCAGCCCGUACUUUGCCUGCAGUGGAGGCCUGGAUUCAGCCACUCUCUUCUUCCUCUUCCUGCUGUUCGCUGGUCUCGCUGGACUUGGAGCAAGCAUCGCAAUCCGCUUCAAGAGAGACGGCAGUGUUGGGUUCAGCUUUGGGGGCGGCAUGAACGGCGGGUCGGCGAAGGUCAUCCUCACCCUGGACGACCUGGUCUUCAUCAACACUCAAGUCAGCAAAAGGAAGCUUAACGACGACAGCAUCGUGAAAAGCCAGGUGGACCUGAAGACGCCUCAUCACUCCGUGUCUGGCCGCAGCUACUUGGCCUGCACGCCAGACAGUUCCAACGUAGCUGUAUUUGAGGGAGACUGGGUUUGGCUGAAGAAAUGUCCCGGAGCGGUGUCAGGUGUCAACGAUAGCGCCCAGAUGGUCUUCAUCAAGCUCCGAGAAAUGAGGCACGAGAACCUCAACCUGAUCCUGGGGCUGUUCUUCGACUCGGGGAUCUUCGGCGUCGUGACGGAGCACUGCACCAGGGGCAGCCUGGAGGAUCUGCUCGGGAACGAGGAGGUGCGACUGGACUGGAUGUUCAAGUCGUCCCUGUUGAUGGAUCUGAUCAGGGGAAUGAAGUACCUGCACCACCGCGACAUCAUCCACGGCCGGCUCAAGUCCCGUAACUGCGUGGUGGAUGGCCGCUUCGUGCUGAAGGUGACGGACUACGGUUUCAAUGAAAUCCUGAUAUCGCAGGACAUUGAAACGGAAGAGGAAAAGCCUGAAGACUCGCUGUGGACGGCUCCGGAGCUGCUGCGAAACCCCGGUUUGAGGAGGAAAGGCACUUUCUGCGGGGAUGUUUACAGUUUCGCCAUCAUUACGCAGGAGAUCAUCUGUCGCUCUGCGCCGUUCUGCAUGCUGGAUAUGCCUGCUAAAGAGAUUAUCAACAAAGUCAAGCAGCCCCCUCCUUUGUGUCGGCCUAUUCUGUCAAUGGAAGAGGCGCCGCUGGACAUUAUACAGUUAGUAAAACAGGCUUGGAGUGAAGAGCCAGAAAAGCGGCAAACAUUUGAGGAUAUCUUCAAACUGUUCAAGGGCAGCACCAAGGGAAAGAAGACCAACAUCAUCGACUCGAUGCUCCGGAUGCUGGAGCAGUACUCCUCCAACCUGGAGGACCUGAUCAGAGAGAGGACGGAGGAGCUGGAGGUGGAGAGGCAGAAGACUGACAAGCUUCUGUCCCAGAUGUUGCCCAUUUCUGUGGCCAAGGCGCUGAAGACGGGCAAACCUGUGGAGCCGGAGCAUUUCGCAAAGGUGACCCUGUACUUCAGUGACAUUGUGGGCUUCACCACCAUCUCCGCCCUCAGCGAGCCCAUCGAGGUGGUCAACUUACUCAAUGAUCUCUACUCACUCUUCGAUGCCAUCAUCCCAUUGCAUGACGUCUACAAGGUGGAGACUAUUGGCGAUGCCUACAUGGUGGCCUCGGGAGUUCCCACGCGGAACGGCAACCGGCAUGCAGCUGAAAUGGCCAACAUGUCCCUCGACAUCCUGCACUGCAUAGGGGCCUUCAGGACGAGGCACAUGCCUGACCUCAAAAUCAGGAUCCGCGUCGGCCUUCACACAGGCCCUGUCGUCGCAGGAGUAGUCGGCCUGACGAUGCCUCGAUACUGCCUGUUUGGAGACACUGUCAACACGGCAUCUCGCAUGGAGUCCACAUCCGUGCCUUACAGAAUCCACGUCAACCAGAGCACAGUUGACAUCCUGAACGAACUGAAGAUGGGAUACAAGAUUGACGAACGAGGCUUGACCGAGUUAAAGGGGAAAGGGAUUGAAAUGACUCACUGGCUGGUGGGGAAGGAUGACUUCAAAAAGUCUCUGCCAGCUCCUUCGGACCUGCAAGGGAAUAGUUUUGCAAUCGCGUUGGAAGAGAUUCCUCCUGACAGAAGACAGAAGUUCUUGGACCGACAGAAGAAAACUAACUAGCCUUUGGCGCGCUGCCGACGGCCAGAAAACGAGAGAUAAAAAUCUCUCACACACAGAUGAAUGUGUGAAAUAAGAAGCAACUGCACAUAUAAAUAAUUCAAGCUACACUCAAAACAAAAUCCAGAACUAGUGACGAGGUUUGUUUUCUUUUGUCAAAAUUCAGGUCCAGGCUAAUUUUUCAUCUUUCUGGCGGAUCGUAGUUUCCUUCCUAGUUUAUUCAUAGCUUGAUCACAGCAGUGCCACAAUAAACCCUGACUCUUCGAUGAAAGAUGGACCGAUGGCUGGCAACUGUGUAGACUGUGUUUGCACGUCAGUGAUUUUUAUAAAUAAAGGCAAGAUAUUGUACUUAUGCAGUCGCUUAACAAGAGGAGAUUAUGAUGGAUGUAUCUACCAAACAUGUCAUGUACUGUAUGUAACCACCAACCCACGGGUUUUACUUAUAUACUGGAGAACAUUUGAACAUCCAAAUGAUUGGAGCUAUUAAUGCUCAAUGUUUUAACUGAGUUAUGCUGGAAGUUAUUAUUUCAUAACAUGAAAAAAAUCACAGCGCAUCUGUAAUAUUAACCAGAACUAGACUAGUCAGCCAGGAUUUAGAGGUCAGGACAGCUUUGCUUUGCUUUUGUAGCCACAGGACUGUUUGCACAGGGUGGAUGAAGCCACAUUAUCCAGGGAUGUGUUGAGUGAAAUGUGGUCUGAUUCUUUGGGAAUUGAUUUAUAAAUCAGAAUAAUUAGUAGUUUGUUUGGUUAAUGGUUAAAUUCCAUUUGUUUUUUCAAAGCUUGAACAGAACAAAGCUUUUCAGCAUCUGCAAGUUGUGGCUAUUGAACAUAUCAGUUCAGCGUUUCUCUGUAACCAUGUUGAAAUGCAAACAUAUGGUGUUGUUUUUAAUGAUGCAUGUUUUGCUUUUAAGAUUGAAGACAUUUUCUACCAGAACAAAAAAAGACUUUAUAUGCAAACAAGUGAAAUGACAAAUGACUGCUGACAAACAACCGUGCAGCUCUGCAUAGGUCUCAUCCACGGUGCAUGCAGCCCAUUACUGAAACAUGCUGCACGCAUGGCUGGAUGCGCUCCGCUAGGCGCGGUCUUUGACCUUAUUCGAUGCAGUUCGUCUUUUCUGCACUGAUGCACAGAACGUCCGAGUCAAUUGACUGAGAUGAUCUUUUCCAAUAAUGUGCUUCGUCAGAUUGAGCCCUUUAAUUUGCAUCUUUGUGAGGGAAAUGUAUUUCCGUGUGUGCAACUGUGAACUUCUGCUCGGGCUCUCGAGGGGACAGCAUCCGAGGGGUCCUCUCGGAUUAGAGGGGGGGGGGUCCCAGUAACUUUACAUAGCACAAGCAUGCCAGGGGGGAGGGGCUGGGUCUUCUGAGUCACUUAUCUUUGGCUGGGAGAUGUGUAUAUACUGCAAAUGUGUAUAUAGUCGUUGCCCUGCAGGGUUAGGGACUUGUUAGUGUUUUGUUUUUUUUUCUGCUUGGGUUAUCAAAACCUCUGACACAAAUGGAGGUAUUAAGAAAAGACUGCACAUCCAGGGAGCUCGCGGCCAUGCGGCCGGCCUGCUGACGCCCUGAUGUGAGGGAUGAUGUCAGGAUGUGCUCUCUCUGAAAAGCUGUAGACGUUCUUUUGUUUCAUGGCAGCUUGCUGCUGAUCACUUUUAACCUACGCCGACUUGUUGCAGUAGCUCAGUUUAUAGAAACAAAAACCAAACAAACACAAACAAGAAAAGAUCAUCUGAUCCCUUGUGGUGUGUCACAUCUUUCCUUCAUCGAUGGGUACCUAAUGAGUAAUCCUAAUUUAAAGGCAAAACCAAACUUUUGUAGAUUUACAAUCAAUUUGCCAAACAGAUCAAAACUGAGUGGGCUGCGUUGUUUAUUUUGAAAGUGAUCUCAGUGUGUUUCUGUAAAUAAACUAUGGUUUUAGUGAAGACUGUGUUGUCGUAUAUUUGUCUCUUUUGCCCCAACGUUAAAUCUGUU
Molecule: messenger RNA, 6022 nt
Organism: Cololabis saira (Pacific saury)
Lineage: Eukaryota; Metazoa; Chordata; Actinopteri; Beloniformes; Belonidae
Gene: gucy2d
Product: guanylate cyclase 2D, retinal
Exons: 19
Coding region: 608-4060 (1150 amino acids)
Biological process (GO): protein phosphorylation; intracellular signal transduction; receptor guanylyl cyclase signaling pathway
Molecular function (GO): peptide receptor activity; ATP binding; guanylate cyclase activity
Source: RefSeq, a predicted model, not a curated record